AUGCCUCCUACCGCAAUGAAUCUUUCGGAAAGUACCGACACUGACGGAACUGGAAUUAUUAAAAUUGACCCCUGGCUAGAACCUUUUGCUCCCGUUCUGAAGCGAAGACACGUUUCUUUUAAAAAAUGGGUUCAAGAUAUUAACCAACAUGAAGGAGGUUUCGAUCAGUUUACGCGUAGUUAUGAACAUUUCGGUCUUAAUGUGCAACCAAACGGUGAUAUAGUUUAUCGCGAGUGGGCUCCCAACGCUACGAAUGCAAGUUUGGUUGGCGACUUUAAUUGCUGGGAUACCUCUGCGCAUCCAAUGAAAAAAAAUUCAUUUGGCAUAUGGGAAGUUCGCAUUCCUUCUAACAAUGGUAUCCCUGCUAUUCCUCACGGCUCAAAGAUAAAAAUAUCCAUGGUUACCCCCGAAGGUGAAAGAAUUUAUCGUCUUCCUGCCUGGAUCAAGCGAGUGACACAAGAUCUAUCCAAUAGUCCUACGUACGAAGCCAUCUUUUGGAAUCCACCAGAAAAGUAUUUUUGGAAAAAUAAAGCUCCUCAAAAACCAAAAAGUUUGAAAGUAUAUGAAGCUCAUGUCGGUAUAUCUACAACCGAAGGACGCGUCGGUACUUAUAACGAGUUUACAGAUAAUGUGUUAAAACGUAUUAGAAAUAUGGGUUACAAUGCUAUUCAAUUGAUGGCAAUUAUGGAGCAUGCUUAUUACGCUUCUUUCGGAUAUCAAGUAACUAGUUUCUUCUCCAUUUCCAGAACUCCCGAAGAGUUAAUGCGACUCAUCGACACUGCUCAUGGCAUGGGUUUAUAUGUACUGCUAGAUGUUGUACAUUCACAUGCAUGUAAAAAUGUGUUGGAUGGAUUGAAUAUGUUUGAUGGUUCUGAUCAUUGCUACUUUCACGAAGGAGGAAAAGGGCGUCAUGAUCUCUGGGAUAGUCGCCUAUUCAAUUAUGGUCACUGGGAAGUACUUCGGUUCUUACUAUCAAACCUUCGGUUCUAUAUGGAGGAAUACAAGUUUGAUGGAUUCAGAUUUGAUGGUGUUACCAGCAUGUUGUACAUUCACCAUGGUAUGGGUACGGGUUUCUCUGGUGAUUAUCGCGAAUAUUUUGGUGAUUCUGUGGAUGAAGGAAGUGUAGUAUAUUUGAUGUUGGCAAAUGAAAUGCUUCACUCAUUAUAUCCAAACAUAAUUACCAUUGCUGAAGAUGUAUCUGGAAUGCCUGGCCUAUGUCGCCCUGUUUCCGAAGGCGGUGUUGGAUUUGAUUACCGUCUUGCUAUGGCUAUCCCAGACAUGUGGAUCAAGUUAUUGAAAGAAAUGCGGGACGAUGAUUGGAACAUAGGAAACAUCUGCUGGACUCUGACUAAUCGUAGACAUAUGGAAAAAAAUAUUGCCUAUGCAGAAUCACAUGAUCAAGCUCUUGUCGGAGAUAAGACUAUUGCUUUCUGGCUCAUGGAUAAGGAAAUGUAUACUAACAUGUCAGAUUUGACUCCACUUACAUCAAUCAUUGAUCGUGGAUUAGCACUUCAUAAAAUGAUUCGUUUGUUGACGCAUGGCCUUGGUGGAGAAGGCUACCUCAAUUUUGAAGGUAAUGAAUUUGGGCAUCCUGAAUGGCUAGAUUUUCCGCGAGCUGGAAAUAACAACUCAUAUCAUUACGCAAGGCGGCAAUGGAAUGUCGUUGAUGACGAUUUACUAAGGUACAAAUAUUUAAACGAAUUUGACAAAACACUACAGCACACAGAAGAUAAAUUCGAAUGGUUAUCCUCUCCACAGGCAUAUAUUUCUCUAAAACAUGAAGAUGAUAAGUUAAUUGUAUUUGAACGAGGAAAUUUACUUUGGAUUUUCAACUUUCAUCCAACGAAUUCAUUUGUCGAUUAUAAAAUUGGCACAGAAUGGGCAGGUGACUAUAAGAUAGUGAUUAACACUGAUAAUAAAAGGUAUGGAGGACAUGAUAGAAUAGAUGAAAACCAGGUGUAUAUAUCAAAGCCCGAACAAUGGAAUGGACGAAAGAAUUACAUUCAAGUGAGUAACUUUAAUGCCUUUGAUCCAUAUGAGUGUAUUAUAUAA
Messenger RNA from Cetraspora pellucida, 2052 nucleotides. The record is from the annotation of a GenBank genome assembly. Lineage: Eukaryota; Fungi; Glomeromycota; Glomeromycetes; Diversisporales; Gigasporaceae.